Cynocephalus volans (Philippine flying lemur) is the source of this 7074-nucleotide messenger RNA. RefSeq names its product cholinergic receptor nicotinic beta 2 subunit (gene CHRNB2). The transcript has 7 exons. Bases 294 to 1805 code for a protein of 503 amino acids. Gene Ontology annotation, biological process: chemical synaptic transmission; regulation of membrane potential; nervous system process. Gene Ontology annotation, molecular function: transmembrane signaling receptor activity; acetylcholine-gated monoatomic cation-selective channel activity. Lineage: Eukaryota; Metazoa; Chordata; Mammalia; Dermoptera; Cynocephalidae. Gene Ontology annotation, cellular component: plasma membrane; postsynaptic membrane; synapse. The record is from RefSeq and is a predicted model, not a curated record.
CCCGCGCGGGACCCUGUUUCCUGCCUUGGGCCUCUCCUACUCCGCCACCGAGCCGCGGCGAGCAGUCGGUGGGCAGAAAAGAAUAAAGAAGUGCGCCUGCUCCUUGCGCCCGAGGAACUGCCGCGGCGGUCGGCAGGGCAGCAACGAAGGCCGCGAGCAUCCUCUGGGCCCAGCUCCAGCCGGGCGCAGGCGCGAGCGCGGCUUCAGCACCACGGACAGCGCUUCGCCCGCGGCCCUCCCGCCGGCGGCCUGCUGGAGCCGGGGUAGGCGAGGUAGCAAGCUAUGCCCGCGGCAUGGCCCGACGCUCCGGCCCUAUGGCGCUGCUCCUCAGCUUCGGCUUCCUUGGGCUGUGCUCAGGUGUGUGGGGUACAGACACGGAGGAGCGGCUGGUGGAGCAUCUCCUGGAUCCUUCUCGCUACAACAAGCUUAUCCGCCCAGCCACCAAUGGCUCUGAGCUGGUGACGGUACAGCUCAUGGUAUCAUUGGCCCAGCUCAUCAGUGUGCAUGAACGGGAGCAGAUCAUGACCACCAAUGUCUGGUUGACCCAGGAGUGGGAAGACUAUCGCCUCACCUGGAAGCCUGAGGAGUUUGACAAUAUGAAGAAAGUUCGGCUCCCUUCCAAACAUAUCUGGCUGCCAGAUGUGGUCCUGUACAACAAUGCGGAUGGAAUGUAUGAGGUGUCCUUCUAUUCCAACGCCGUGGUCUCCUAUGACGGCAGCAUCUUCUGGCUGCCGCCUGCCAUCUACAAGAGUGCAUGCAAGAUUGAAGUAAAGCACUUCCCAUUUGACCAGCAAAACUGCACCAUGAAGUUCCGCUCGUGGACCUACGACCGCACCGAGAUCGACUUGGUGCUCAAGAGUGACGUGGCCAGCCUGGACGACUUCACACCCAGUGGUGAGUGGGACAUCGUGGCGCUGCCUGGCCGGCGCAAUGAAAACCCGGACGACUCCACUUACGUGGACAUCACGUACGACUUCAUCAUUCGCCGCAAGCCGCUCUUCUACACCAUCAACCUCAUCAUCCCCUGCGUGCUCAUCACCUCACUGGCCAUCCUCGUCUUCUACCUGCCGUCGGACUGUGGCGAGAAGAUGACGUUGUGCAUCUCCGUGCUGCUGGCGCUCACAGUCUUCCUGCUGCUCAUCUCCAAGAUCGUGCCUCCCACCUCCCUCGACGUACCGCUCGUCGGCAAGUACCUCAUGUUCACCAUGGUGCUUGUCACCUUCUCCAUCGUCACGAGCGUGUGCGUGCUCAACGUGCACCACCGCUCGCCCACCACGCACACCAUGGCGCCCUGGGUCAAGGUCGUCUUCCUGGAGAGGCUGCCGGCGCUGCUCUUCAUGCAGCAGCCGCGCCACCACUGCGCCCGCCAGCGCCUGCGCCUGCGGCGCCGCCAGCAAGAGCGCGAGCGCUCUGGCGCCCUCUUCUUCCGCGAAGUGCGCGGGGCCGACUCCUGCACGUGCUUCGUCAACCGCGCGUCGGUCCAGGGCUUGGCCGGCGGGGCCUUCGGGGCUGAGCCCGCGCCAGUGGCCGGCCCGGGGCGCGCUGGGGGGCCGUGUGGCUGCGGCCUCCGGGAGGCAGUGGAGGGCGUGCGCUUCAUUGCGGACCAUAUGCGGAGCGAGGACGACGACCAGAGUGUGAGUGAGGACUGGAAGUACGUCGCCAUGGUGAUCGACCGCCUGUUCCUCUGGAUCUUUGUUUUUGUCUGUGUCUUUGGCACCAUUGGCAUGUUCCUGCAGCCUCUUUUCCAGAACUACACCAGCACCACCUUCCUCCACCCGGACCACUCAGCUCCCAGCUCCAAGUGAGACCUUCUGCAUCUCCACGCUCUUUCACCCCUUUGCCCUCUGUUGUACAGUAGUGUUGGGUGGAGGAUGGAUGAGUGAGCGACCUGGAAGAGGGACGCUGCCCCCACAGACCCAUCCUUCAAUUUAUCUGGAGCCCCUCCUCCCCCAUACUUCCAUCCACACACAGCCAGCUCUAACCUGGAGGCUGGGCCAGCUUCAUCAUGUUUGGGCUACUCCCUUUCUUAUGUUGUACCAGCCCAGGCAAUAGUGUUGAUAGUGAAGGAUGAAGGCUGAGAAAUGGAGGAAAGAGAUGUCAGAGCCUUCCACCCUGAAGAAAGAGUGUUGGGGAAGAGGACAGAAUCAUCCACUGCCUCCGUGUCAUGGGAGGAGGGGCGGGGAGACAGGAGCUCAGACUCUGCUGGGCUGGCCUGAUACAAUGGUAGCUCAGAAGGGAGGAGCAAGAGGAAAGAGAGAGGAACAGGAGAGAGGAGCAAGAGGGUAUGCCUGACAUAUGCCCUUGCUUGAAUGGACAGCAGCUGGGCUGGGUGGGCCUAGCAGUGGUCAGUGGCUUCCACCCAGAGGCCUUAGCCUGGCCCUAUGGUCACAGACUCCUGGGGCAGGUUUCCAGCUCAAUCCCAUAGCUCCUUGCUUCUAAGGGAUUCAGAGCCCAGCACCAGGUCCCCUUGUGCCCAGUGAAGAUUUCUCUGUACCCUCUAGACUUCCCUCUCCUUCCUUUCUCCCUUGGGCUCAGGGUGUGGUGGGCAAAGCUGGCUAUUAGGGGAGCCUCUGAGUUCUGAAUCUUUGGGUGACCUGCUGGGAGUCUGAUGUCCAAAUACUAAAACUGUGUGAGAAGUGCAAGUUCACAGGCUUUUGGAGCUGGAAGGACAUUUUACAGUCAUGGAUUCCAACGUGAGCCAUGUUCCAGAUGAAGAAAGAGCCUAGAAGGUGAGACACACCCUGGUGGCUCUCUGACCUUUCCUCCCCACCCUGAGAGCCAUCUGUCGGUGCCCUGUUUUUUUCCCAAUUGAACCGACUGAUUGCUUGAAGGAAGUAAACUAAGGAUGUUGGCUUUAAGCAGACUCAGGCUUUUGCCUGCAGCAGAGCUGUGCUGGACAGAAGACCAGCAAGCAGGGGGCAAAUGGCUGGAACUCUGUCAUGUCCACACUGCUGCUCCUGUCCUUCUAUUCAUUAUUCCAUCCUUCCAGCUCUUGCUCCUCCUCCGCCCUCUCCCAACCAAAGCUGAGCAGGUUUGAAGAAGAACUUCAGAAGGACAGGUCUGCUGCUGCCAGUGACUCCCCUGAAAGCAUAGCUUCAGCUUCCGUUCUGUGCAUCCCUGGAGGCUGUUCCUGAUGCUGCUCCCAGGGGCUGGCUGGAGGCCACCUGGCCUGUUAGCCCAGGAAGCAGACCUCUUUGGGGAUCUCCCACUCCUGCUCCCACUCCUACCAUGUGACUGGCUCUUAUUUGUGGUCCCAGCCUGGUCUCAGUGCCAGGCCAACAGAUGGCAGGUCACAGAAGGGUCAGUCUGCCAAGUGCACUCGAGGGACCUGGUGCUCUGUUCUGUUCUGUGGAGCACAGCUGGGACUUCUGCUUCUCCAGGCUUAGUGGAGGUGGGAGGUGGUGCUGGUGGAUGGGUGGGAGGAGACACAACACAGGCAAAGAACACUGGACAGGGAUCCCAGAGUCUGGGUUCUAGUCCCAGCUCUGCUACUUGCUCACUCUGAAGAUAUCUCCAGCAAGUCCCUUGCCUUGCUAGGCCUCAGCUUCCUUGUGUGUAAAAUGGGGACAGUAAUGCUCUCUUCAUGGGGUAGCUGGGAGGAUGAAGUGAUGCUGUGGAAAAGCCUAGUGCUGUACCUGACACAGAGUAGAUGCUUCAUGAAUGUGAAGUCUGAGAGGCAGCCAGAGCCAGUGGGAGUGGGGUCAACUGUCAUGCCAGCCCCGCUCCAAGGCCUAGCCUUACCCUAUCUUUUCCAUGAGCAAACCAAGUCUCCCCCAAAAGGGCCUGGAUCUGGGGGAGCUGGGAACCGGGGCAUGCAGAUAGAAGGAAUGUUACAGGGUAUACUCAAGUUAGUCUAAUGGGUGGGGGGCUUCUCUCAGGCGCAUCCUCAGCGAAGUUUCAUCCAUUCCUGGGCUAAGCCCUUUCCCUAGCCCUGCCUCGCUUCUGGGUCAGCUCCUCUUGACACAGGUGUGUGCUCAGAGACCCCAGGCUCAUCUGGUUCUGCACUAGCUAUGAAAGAACAUCAUGGGGACACUAAGCCAGCAGCUGCAUGAGCUGUGCCUCAGCGCAUUUCCCCACCUGUCAGAUGGGUUCACAGACAUCGCUUCUUGGUGGUGGAAGUGUCUGCACCAUGGAGACUCCCUUCUAGAACAGAAAAUUGGGAGUUGCUUGUAUUAUGCCUGGACACACCUCAAACUCAUAUCCCUAGGAAAAGCAUCUUGGAACCCAAAACAGCAUCAGGAAAGGAACCCUUCCUCUGAAGGGUAGGAUGCCAGCUUGAGGCCCCUUCCUCCUCAAGCUGGCACCCUACCCUUCAGAGGAGAGGUUCAUAGCCUGGGCUAUGGGGAGGUCCCUCAGCUGCUGCUGUGGCUGUAUUUGCUUUUAAUAUUUCCCACAGUGGCUGUUGUCCAAGUACAUCACCAAAGGGCGCUAGAGGGGAUGUUAGAGAGCAGCUUGUCCAGCUCCUCUCAAUGAGGCACUUACCUCUGAACUUGGUGUUCCGCAUCUGUAAAACGAGGAUGACAGAGCUGGCCGAGUGCUGCAGCAAGGAGGAAAGGGGUCAGUGUACAUGAGAGUUAACUGUGUAGUGCCAUUCCCUUCAUCUCUGGGUUCAGCCCUCUGGGGACUACCACACUAGGGAGGAGGGAAGGGCAGAGGUGAAGGAAGUAUUACUACGUGCCAGUACAGAGUUUGAACCCUCAAGGGCACUGGAAAAUUUUGGGAACCACAGUCUCUUCCACUCUUGGGUCCUAUGUCCUCUUCCCUUGGUGAUGUCAGGGAAGCCCCUUGCCUCCUUUCCAUGGUGGGGCUGUCUCUGUAGAGAAUUGGGUGCCCAGCUUGGUGCUGGCCAAGGACUGGAGGUGGCUCUGGAUCUGAAGAGGGAGGUAGAGAAACUGGAUGGAAAACCGGAGCAAGGUGGGUUUGGGAUGAGGCAGUGAGAAAAGGAGUUGGGAUUAUCUCCCUCAGAGAUGGCAAGGCCACAGGUGAUCUGAUGACCAUUUUUGUGUGGAAAGAAAGCACACAUGGGCCCUCUGCUUUUGAUGGUUGGCACUGCAGUGGGAGGAAGGCAGCUUCCUGGCAAUGAGGUAUGUAAUAUGGAACAGCUGGUACCAAGUUAUUGAAAAUUUGAAAGCAAACAAAACAUAGGCAGCUCCCCAGAUGGUGUGUUCUGCCGAGGAAGGCUAUCUGUGGAGGAAGGACAAGACUGUUUCCCCCUAAGGAAAUAGGGAACAGUCUUUGGGCGCUUUGGUCCUUGUUUGCAUCCCCUCCAAAUCCCAGUAUCAGCUAUUAUUUACUAACGGUUUGCUCUGUGCCAGUUCCUUUGGAUGCACCGUCUUUAUUCCUCACAACAAUCAUGCAGGGAAGGGGCUCCCAUUUUACAGAAGAGAAAUGAGGCUCAGAGAGAACAAGGGACAGCGGGUGAGUAGUGCUGGGCCUGAAACCCAAGACUGCCUUAAAGUCCAUGCUCUUGCUGUGGGCUUUGCAACAGGGGGAAGAGCUCUAUGGGAAGGGAGUAAGAGCUCUUUAGGGCCCUCUCUGAAUCACUCCCCAAGCCAGAGUGGACUCAGUUCCGGUUGUCACCUCUGCUUCAGGGCAGAGUUGGGCUGGGGCCAUAGCAUCCCUCACAGCCUAACCAGUGCUGGCCAGCCUCCCACUCCCUGACUGACCAGAAAGAGAGCAAGCAGCCACCUCUUAAUAUUCACCCCAACAGGUCCAAGAGGUCAGUGUGCUGGUCACAUGGUUCCUAAAGGACAGUAGGUCUAGGAACCGUUAGGCCACCUCAUUCAUCCAUCCUUGGUGUCCCCACCUCCCCCACACUGCCUUGGCCCCCCUUGUCUGCACUCCUGGAAUAGUUGCACUGGUCUAGCCCAUCCCAGGCCAGACUCAUUAGGAACUCAAGAUUCUCGUAAAGAAAGUAGUUUCUAAAGGUGUCUUGUCACUCUGUUGUAUUUGUGGGGUGGGGGAGAGCCCUCACAGCACAGGGUUGGCAAAUACAGGAAAAAGGGAGAAAGCUGGAGAAAGUGGAUUCAUGAGAGGUUAAAGACAUUACAAGAUUCCAAAGAAAAGGUGAGUGGUUAACAGUCUGCUGUUGAAUGACUGAUUUGUAGCCUUACAAAUCUACUCAUCAGAUGGAAAAGAAAUGGCCAAAUGGCUGGGCCUGGAGCAGACAGAGCCCAGAAAUGGCUCCUAGGGAGGACCCUUUGUAAAGGACUGGGCAGAGGCAAGGACCAGUCUUCUGGAGGCUGGGAUGGUGGGGCUUCCUUCAUGGCCCCUGUGCUCUGAGUCAAGGCUGCAAUCUGCAUGGAGGCCAGACUGUUUCCAGAACAGGGCCCAAAUCCUGGGAACAGUAUUAAAUUAUGGGACCCCAGAUAAAAUGCAAGGUGCACAGCAAGUGAAAUGAUGAGCUAAAGAAAAUCCCUUCUGUGCUCUCACAGGGCAGCCCUGCUUCCCAGCCCAUUUAGAGGUGGGUGGUGGGACAGUCUUGUUCACCCUGCAGAUGACAUAUCCAGGCACUUGCCUUAGACUUCAAGGAAACUAUCCACGUUCUAAAAAGCCUGGGCACUACAUUUCCCUCUAGGUGGGACCAGGAGCUGCCUGAGGACAGGACAGAGGCACUCGAGGUUCCUGAUAGACCAGUGGCAGAUGAAGACAUUAUCCUUCACUGUCUUUAAAUUAAAAACUAUUCAGCUCACUUAGCACUUUAUUUCAGCAGACUGUGAAUAACACCAUGCAGAGUCCUGGUCCUUAUGUAAUAUGCCCCAAAACAUGCCACUGGCCCUCCUGGCCUCAGCUCUUCCAUCUGUAUAAUGUAUGAGGAACGUGGUUUCACUGACAGCCUUGCUGUUGGUUACUGUAAGUCCUCUGGUAUAAUAUCAUUUUUAAAAGGCCAAGGAUGAGUUUUCUAAAAAUUCUGGAAUAAGUUACAAUGUGGCAAGAGGUGCAAUCUUUGAAAUUCAAGAUGGAGAGACAUUUUGGGUGCUAUAUAUAUGUGAAGUUAAAAGCAAAUGGUCUUUCUCCUAAGACUGUAGCCAAGCCUGUCCUGGUCCCAGCUGCAACUUUACUCCAAAUAUGCAC